This is a messenger RNA of Caenorhabditis briggsae, 738 nucleotides long. Bases 1 to 738 code for a protein of 245 amino acids. NCBI's taxonomy places the organism in Eukaryota, Metazoa, Nematoda, Chromadorea, Rhabditida, Rhabditidae. The transcript has 3 exons. The record is from RefSeq and is a predicted model, not a curated record.
AUGGAACCACCACCUAUCCCACCUGCCUACUAUUCGGAUCCACCAGAAGCGCACGAGGAUCCGAUCCUCAAGUUCUUUUGGUUCGGUCCCGAUCAAAGGUCUGAACGAGGGCCAGAACGAACUCGAAGAACUACUAUGAGCUGGCAAUCGGCGGCAUCCACGUCCCGUCAAGAUGUCCUGAUUAUCAGUGAGCCCCGACGAUUCUCCUGCGCCAUCGUGGAGUCGACGUCGAUCACGCCACCCCUACCAAAACGAGUGGUGGAGAAGCGAAGAAGCUCGUCGACAUUCGAUCGUCUGUGUCGCCACUUAAAGGACGGCUACGACACCCACUCGUUUAUCCCCCCACAUAUCUCAUCUCCACACCUCAUCUCAUCUUGUCUUUAUUAUCCUUACGACGCAUACUACAGUACUUACUGUGUAUUGACAUAUAGAAUGCUUCUCGCCAGACAAACUGGGAGUACCACCACCACUAUUUUGUUGUUGUCAUCAGCAGUUCGUCAUGUUCCUUCCUUCCGUCGACUUAUUGCAACAAUGUGUCACCUGAUGGCUGCUGCGGCGGCUGCUGCUGCUGAAAAUUACGCUCUCUCUUUUUUAUCUUCUUUUUUCUAUCCCUUCUCUCAUCGUAAAGCCCCCCAUUCACUUCCGGUGGAACAAUUGCCGACUGGAGGUCCCAGGCACCAUCGCCACGAGGAAGAAGGAAUGACUACUAUCACUACUGUAAUCAUCAUAACAGACUGA